Messenger RNA from Rotaria sp. Silwood1, 528 nucleotides. The record is from the annotation of a GenBank genome assembly. Lineage: Eukaryota; Metazoa; Rotifera; Eurotatoria; Philodinida; Philodinidae.
AUGACGAUUAAUAAUUGGUUAAAACAAAUAUUUAUACAUUAUGCAUCAUCAAAAUCAUCAAAUCAAUCUUAUGAGAAAAAUAUAAAUAAAAUAUCUAUAGAACCUAAUAAUAUCAAUCGAAGUGAUUCAUUAAAUACAACGUUGACUGAUCGAUGUCUUAUUGUUGAUAAACCAUCAACAAUGUCUGAUGCAGAUAUAAUGUAUUGUAAUGAUAAAAAAAAUCAAAAUCAAAAUUUUCUAUCAAACAAUGCAACAGAAAUGAAAUCACCAAAACAAAAUACAAUUAUUCUUGAUAAAUUUAAAGUAUGUUUUAUUGAUUGUGUAUGUCAAUGUGAAGCAAGAAAAAUAUUUUCUCAGUUAAGUAUAAAUGAAUGUAAGAAUAGAAAAAGUCAAUUAUUUGAAGACCUUUUCGAUCAAAUACGUGGGUCAUCAUAUGACAUUAAUUGUUUUUGUAAUUGUGGAAAAAAAGGAAUGAGAAAACUGAAAUUUAACUAUGCUUAUGGUGAUAAAAUAAGCGCUAUGGAUUAA